This is a messenger RNA of Gloeophyllum trabeum ATCC 11539, 2427 nucleotides long. Its product is annotated as WD40 repeat-like protein. NCBI's taxonomy places the organism in Eukaryota, Fungi, Basidiomycota, Agaricomycetes, Gloeophyllales, Gloeophyllaceae. Gene Ontology annotation, biological process: transcription initiation at RNA polymerase II promoter. Gene Ontology annotation, molecular function: protein binding; RNA polymerase II general transcription initiation factor activity. The record is from RefSeq and is a predicted model, not a curated record. The coding region runs from base 1 to 2346 and encodes 781 amino acids. Gene Ontology annotation, cellular component: transcription factor TFIID complex. The transcript is spliced from 9 exons.
AUGUCUGCGACGCCAGGCCCUGCUCCGCCCUCUCCCGAUCCAACUCCUAGCACCUCGCAAGAAUCCGUUCAGCCUACCAUCGAGGCUGUAGACCGACUGGUCUUCGAUUAUCUUCGGAAUAGAGGAUUUAGGGUUCCUGAACAAGCUGUCCCUGAUGGAGUUGAAGGAGCCUCGCCCGACGACAAGGGCAAAGCGCCGGAACUGCCACCUCCCCAGACAAUCUCUUCGGAGGAACUCAUCAGGAGACUGGCUGUCUUCUCCCAAAAGCCGACGCAACCAGGCGAGAAUGCUCUCAAGGACUCGGCGAAUGUUCUGCAGGAAUUGUCCUCUGCAGGAGGCUCUAUCAAUAUACAGAACUUGAUCGCGAGUAUUGGAUCUAUAGGCGCCGAGGAAAUACUCUCUUCAGACCCCACGGAUAAAACGGAAGGAUUCAGGGAUUUGGAGGCUUGGGUAGAUGGGUCAUUGGACAUGUAUCGUCCUGAGUUCAGACCCAUUCUGUUCCCUGUCUUCGUCCACUUUUAUCUUGAUCUCAUCCAGUCCGGAUUUAAGGAAGCUGCGGUUCGUUUCUUCUCUGAAUUUUCGCCGUCUCUGGCGGCGGCCCAUAACAGCACCUUACACCACUUGUCCACACUUCUGCUGCCCGCCCACGUUCAAAACGACGAAUUGGCACAGCGCUUUCGAAAUGAGAAGUAUGUUAUCCGGAUGAGCAGAUCCGGGUUCAGCCUCCUAAUAGGAUGGCUCACGGAGGGUAUAGGUGGAGAGGAUAUGGGCAGUGGGGAGGGAUUUUCGGGAGAGAAAGGCAAAAGAGGUCGCUCCGCGGUCAUGCGAGUCGUCAACAAUCACCUCAAAUUCGACGUUACUACUUCGAGCACGACCACUGUGUCUCCGACUGCAUGGGAGGAGAACACCGGGCUCCUUUCAUCAUUGAUACCCCGUACGAAUGGCACCGGGCCUACCCACACGAACGCCCAAGCAUUUAAUUCAGCUCAAGGACAGCUGAAACUGGGUCCCGCACCUAUGUCCGAAGAGUUGAGGAAUGAGACCGAACGUGUACUACAGGAAAAAGCUCUGGUAGAGCACGAUCCUAGCGCACAAUAUGACAUCCAUUACACUCGUCCACAACCACCGCCGGGCGUCGUGGCACCCUCCCUUUCUGACCUCCCCCCUCACCCGCCAACGUUCAAGUCUAUCGACGUUCAGCGGGAGGUAGAGAGAGUCCGAGACGCGAAGAAACGCAUACGACUGGAGCCUUCUGCACUCAAUAACAUCGACCCCAACUCGCCUCAAGCCGCAAAUGUAAUGGCAAGGGCUUUACCCAGCAUAUGCUGUUAUACCAUACACGAUGCUCCUGAGGGAGUGCCAUCUUGCACCUUUUCACCUGAUAGCACCCUCAUGGCCGCAGGAUUCGCCGAAAGUUAUAUCCGACUGUGGAAUUUGAGGGGCGAGAAGCUGAAGGGGAUGCGAACUAACAACCUGAGAAAGUUGAAAGAGAGAGGAGGGAGUGCAACGCGAAAACUCAUAGGCCAUAGCGGGCCUGUCUACUCGCUAUCUUUCGACCCCUUGAGCGGCUCUGCUGCUCCACCGAAAUACCUGCUAUCAUCGUCCGCUGAUGCCACAGUGCGACUAUGGUCCAUGGACACCCUGACCAAUGUGGUGGCGUAUAGAGGACAUCAAAACCCAGUGUGGGACGUACAAUGGAGUCCUAUGGGAAUCUAUUUUGCUACUGCAAGUCGUGAUCGAACCGCGAGACUUUGGUCAACAGACAGGGCGAGCGCGUUGCGCAUAUACGCAGGACAUCUCAGUGACGUCGAUGCCGUCAGAUUCCACCCGAAUUCGUUGUAUUUAGCAACCGCCUCUAGUGACUGGACUGCGCGGUUAUGGGACGUACAGCGAGGUAAUUGUGUCCGGGUGUUCAUUGGCCAUCAAGGGAUUGUGUCCACCCUUGCCUUCAGUCCUGACGGUCGGUACCUGGCCAGUGCAGGGGAGGACAAUGCCAUCAACCUCUGGGAUCUGGGCUCCGGCCGACGUGUCAAGAAAAUGACCGGCCACACCGCAUCCAUAUACUCUCUUGCCUUCAGCACAGAGUCGUCCCUCCUUGUCAGCGGAGGGGCUGACUGGACCGUCCGGUGCUGGGAUGUCAAGGGUGCUGGAGGCUUGCCCGGAAAACGCGAGAAUGGUAUGGUGAACGGUACGGCCACACCGAAAAGCCGUGAAGAAGAAGGUAUUGAGACGACGGACCUCGUGUCUACCUUCCCCACCAAACGGACUCCCAUUAUCAACGUCCAGUUUACGCCUCGUAAUCUGUGCUUGGCGGCUGGACCCUAUCUUCCUCCAGAUCCGCGGUGACAUUGUACUCUUAUGCUAUGCAUGUAUCUAUCUUGCUGUAUCCAUAUGUGGGGAGGUGUAUAUUUCAACAUAUAGAACGGG